AAUGUCAAUUGUCAAUGUCAACCAUAAAAUAAAAAUAGGUUGAUUGCGCGUUCUUUGGUAAUGCUGCUCAGUUUUAAAGUGUGAAAAUUCGUUUAUUAUGUCGGGUUUUACUGAAAACGCGUUAAUUCGUAAGCUACAGGAAUUAAAUCCUAGCCAACAGAGUAUCCAGACAUUAUCCUUGUGGCUUAUACAUCACAGAAAACACCAUGCCGCGAUAGUCAAAACAUGGCACAAGGAGCUAUUAAAAGCUAAAGAUAAUAAGCAGCUGACGUUUAUGUAUCUAGCAAAUGAUGUAAUACAGAAUAGCAAAAAGAAAGGACCUGAAUAUGGGAAAGAAUUUGGCAAUGUGCUUGUUGAUGCACUGAAACACAUGGCAAAAACUGGAAUCAACGCUAAGACUAAGCAGUCGCUACAUCGCAUACUAAACAUAUGGGAAGAGAGAGCUGUAUAUGAACCUAGUAAGAUACAAGAGUAUAAAGUUGCUGUUGAUCCCAAUGAUGCUGAGCCAGUAAAUGCUGCUAAGAGAAAAACUACAGAACCUGAGGUCAAAGAACCAGAGAAGAAGCCAAAGCUAGAGGAGAAGAGUAAGGAAAAAGAGAAAAGCAAAGAGAAAGAGAAACGUGAAAGGAGACGCAGCGAGAGUAAGUCAGAGAGUCAAAAUGACUCUGUUAGCCCCAACACACCACCUGGAGACCCACCAGAGCCCGAAGAGCUAAUAAAGGCAUUGUUAGAGUUGGAAUCCAGUGCUUCUAGCGACGAAGCAGUCAGGGAGCGCAUCGCUUCUCUGCCCCCAGAAGUAUCGGAAGUGCAAUUAUUAUCUAAGUUAGAAGAUAAGGAAUCGGCGGUCAGUCUUAGCGCAAUAGUGAAUUCUGCGGUGGAACUCCUGGCCGAGUACAACUUGAGGCUAUCCGAGGAGUUGGAGAAGAGGAGGAAGGUGGCUGCCAUGUUGAGGGACUUCGAACAGGCGCAGAGAGAGCUUGCCAAGCAGGCAGAGGCGAAACUCGAGGAGUACAACAUAAAACUCCAGAAAAUUUUCGAAGUGAAGUCUGAAGUGAAGUCCCACAUAGAGAACCUACCCGACGUGUCGCGACUGCCUGACGUCACGGGCGGACUCGCGCCGCUGCCUUCCGCCGGAGACCUCUUCAGCGUAUGAGAGUUACUGUACGACUGUGAUGACGAUUUAUAAGCUUUGUACGAACAACGCGGAGGACGCAGAGCAAGCAGCAAGCCGUGGGGUAUACACCUCAGGACUUGCCUAGCGAUAGAUGUCUCGAGACGCCGUGCCUUGUGCCACGUGUUUGCUUGCUUCGAGACGCAAUCUUCAGGGCACGUGGCUCGCGAUCCAUGCCUCAGAAAGUCUCAUGAUAUGUCUCGAGACACAGUGUCUUGUGCCACAUGCCUCAUGACGCAAAAACAUAUUUAGAGACGUAGUGCCUUGUGCCACGUGUUUGCUUGCCUCGAGACGCAGUCUUUAGGGCACUUGGUGCGAUUCAUACCUCAGGACUUCUCGCGAUAUGUCUCGAGAUGCAGUGUCUUGUGCCACAUGCCUCACGACGCAAUAACAUAUUUAGAGACGCAGUGCCUUGUGCCACAUGUUUGUAUGCUUGGAGACUCAAUUCCCAGGGCACAUAGCGCGCGAUCCAAGCCUCAAGACUUCUCGUGAUAUGUCUCGAGAAACAGUGUCUUGUGCCACAUGCCUCAUGACGCAAAAAAAUAUUUAGAGACGCAGUGCCUUGUGCCACGUGUUUGCUUGCCUCGAGACGCAGUCUUUAGGGCACUUGGCGUGCGAUUCAUACCUCAGGACUUCUCGCGAUAUGUCUCGAGAUGCAGUGUCUCGUGUCACAUGCCUCGAAACGCAGAAACGAAUGUUGUUCGACGCAAGCUUCGCGACACAUGCCUCUUGACACUUGCCAAGUUGCAUUUCUCGAGGCGCAGUGUCUUGCCCCACAUGUUUACAUAUCUCGCGACGCAAACCUCAGGGUAUGUGGCUCGAGAUCCAUGCCACAUAACUUGCCUCGCGAUGUGUCGAAAAGUAGCGCCUUGUACCACAUGCUUCGAAUGCUUAAAUGCAUGUUAUGCGACAAGCUUCGCGAUCCAUGCCUCGAUACUUGUUUUGCCAUACAUGUCUAAAGACGUAACUCCUUGUAUCACAUGUUUGCAUGUCUCGCGACGCAAGCAACAGCAUGGCUCGCAAUAUUUAUCUUGCGACACUUACCUCUUGAUACAUGCUUCGGGACACUUGCCUCGCAAUGCAUGUCCGGAGACGCAGUGCCUUGCAUGCAUGCCAAGUGACGCCAGCCUCUAGGCACUAGUCUUGCAAUACAAAUCUCUAGAUGCAGGGCACUCCGUUACAAAUCAUUGUGACAUGUCUCUGGUCGCAGCUACGCAAGCCGUGGGAUGUACGACCUCGGGGCAAAUCCCUCAGGACACUUGCCUCGCGAUGCAUGUACGGAGACGCAGCGCCUUGCAUGCAUGCCAAGUGACGCAAGCCUCUAAACACUAGCCUUGCAAUACACGUCUCGAGAUGCAGGGCACUACGUUACAAAAAAAGCAUUGUGACAUAUGCCUCGGGUCGCAGCUACGCAAGCCGUGGGAUGUAGAAUCUCGGGGCAAAUCCCUCAGGACACUUGCCUCGCGAUGCAUGUACGGAGACGCAGCGCCUUGCAUGCAUGCCAAGCUCAGACUAAUUAGAUAAAGACCUGCCUCGCAAGACAUUAUUAUUCUGUCAACGUAUAUGACCAACGAUCUUAUGCGAUUAUAAACACUGUCUCUAAAGAAUCGAUGUUUCGUAGUUUACAAUCGUGUCCGUCGGUUAAAAACCUCCGUAAAAAUACCUUUUUGCGUAGUUAUAUGGUGUAAAAAACGAACAAAAACUGCUAGUUUAGUAUAAAAUAUGUAUGAAAUCUAAGCUAGUUUUCCUUAGAAAAUGGCAGAAAAUUUUGUUCGUGAAUUUGGGUGCGAUACUAGUCCUUAUGUAUUUAGACUGAGAUGCCAAGCGACGCAAGCCUCGCAGUAUAUGAGUCGAGAUGCAGGGCACUGCGUCACAUGCCUCGGAGCGCAGCUAUGCACGUCGUGCGUCAUCAGGCCUUGUGGCAAAUCGCUCAGGACACUUGCCUCGUGAAUCAUGUCUUUAGACGCAUGCUUUGGUGCGACGACCUGUUCAGAACGCAGUUAUUAGUGCCUUGUCAGUUGGAAUUUGUGGAAUUUUGUUAAGUGUUGAGUCGUAGCUCGAAUUGUUCGUACAAAGUAUUAUAUAAAUUGGACUAUAUAUUUAGUAGUUACUUUCUUUUGUUUAGUAAUUUCCAACUAUAUACGGAAAAGCACCAGAAAGAAAAUUUCUGUUAAAAUUCUUAGCCUGGGGACGAGAACUUGGUGUUACACCCCCGCCUUUAAGCCGUCGGUCCGUUUUAUUAUUUUUAAUAACUGAUGUUAAUGAAUUUAACAUUAUCACCCUGAUAUUAUGAAUUCAACCUAAUCCCGCUAUUGGACCAGCGUGAUGGUUCUGAGGUUAAUACCCCCUCUCUUAUAGGAAUGUGGAUUUCUGGGAGUCUCCCUGUACGAGUAGUUUCAAAAAUGAAAAGUUGGAAAUUUCUAAGCAAUCAAGAAUUAUUAUGGAUGUGUUAAUAUAAUAAGCAAAUAUUUUAUCUUCUGACUAUAGGUAAUAAAAAACCAAAAAUGAAUUAAGUCAAUAUUACUUGUUGCAAAAAUACUUGAGUAUAACUUUUCUGUAACUACUACUUGACUAUAGGUCAUAAUACCAAAUUAUUGCUAUGAUAGGACAAUUAAUGAUUUUCACGUAUACCUGCUAUGAAAAUUCUCAGUGGAGAUUAGAAAAUUUGUUGGAGCCCUUGCCAGCACCAGAUGGCGAAUUUUGCUUAUUGCUCAAGGAAAAAUUUAUUUUUUUGGGGUCGGUAACUUGAAUAGUACUGCUAUCCAACACAAUCGUUAAAAAAUCUAGGAUUUUAACAAUUAUUUUAUGUUCGUCUAUCUUUUUCAUUUUCUCUAGCUUCUACUUUUCUUACUGUCUCAAGUCAGGUACAGCAAUCCAAUUAUAUUCACGUUUACUUGUGUAAAUUUGGCCACGUUUACUUAUGUAAUCCUGGCCACGUUUACUUGUGUAAUCUUGGCCACGUUUUCUUGUGUAAUCCUGGCCACGUUUACUUGUGUAAUCUUGGCCACGUUUACUUGUGUAAUCUUGGCCGCGUUUACUUGUGUAAUCUUGGCCACGUUUUCUUGUGUAAUCUUGGCCACGUUUACUUGUGUAAUCUUGGCCACGUUUACUUGUGUAUUCUUGGCCACGUUUACUUGUGUAAUCUUGGCCACGUUUACUUGUGUAAUCUUGGCAUCGUUUACUUGUAUAAUCUUGGCCACGUUUACUUGUGUAAUCUUGGCAUCGUUUACUUGUAUAAUCUUGGCCACGUUUACUUGUGUAAAUUUGGCCACGUUUACGUGUGUAAUCUUGGCCGCGUUUACUUGUGUAAUCUUGGCAUCGUUUACUUGUGUAAUCUUGGCCACGUUUACUUGUGUAAUCUUGGCCGUGCUGCUGUUUCAAGACAAGAGUGAACAGGCAUUUUCUAGGUAAGCUCCAACCUAGACAUCAUCAUUGCUUUCCACCAGGCAUAAUUGUUGUCAAGCGCAAGUCUAUUCUGAAUAAAAAAAAAUGUUUGACUUGACCAGAACUAAACUUUGUGUACUGAAUAGUACGAAAACUAUUAGGUAUCUUAUUUAGUGAUAUUGCUACCUAAAUAGAUACUCUGUUAAAGCGGCGGCGGCGUGGUGUUUGGUUGAAAUAUACUCAACGAGAGAUAUAUUCAUGUUAUGCGUCGCAAAUGCGACCCAUCGGGUUCGAAAAUAUCGCUUUUUCUUUUGUUGCAUUGGGAGGUUAGAAAUAACGAUAUUGCAAUUCCGUUGCUAUUGGUCGACAUUCUACACGAGAUAUUUGUAUGUUUUUGACGCACUAGGCCUACUGAAAUAAUUUUUAAAAUCAAUGCUAAGUAUGACGUUAAACGGUGCACUGAAUAAUUUCUUGCAAUAAAGACAUUAAUUUGUUUUUAUUAAAUUAUUAUAUAUGCUUCAAAAAAGCUAUAUUAAACAUAUUAAAAUUUAUUGCAAUUAUUGUAAAAAACUAAUGAUCGAAAUCAAAUGACAAUUUGACAUUACAGAUAAAACAGCAAUUUGACAAUGGGGAUGAUGACUAGGUUUGAAUAUAUUGAUUUUUAUGAUACAUUCGGGUAAAUAGGGUCAAAGUUAACUAAUUUAUACAUAAAAAGCAAAGAUUGUCUGGAUUUUUGCAAAAUAAAUAAGAUUAUAAAAUUUCAAAAUCUAUUAAAAAUAUUUUAGCGUAAUUAGAUGAAAAUUCAUGCAAUUUUAGCUUUCUUACAUAAAAUGUGACAAUUUUAAUAUGUGAACUAUAAUCAUAAACGCACAAAUAAUAAUAAUAUUAGUAAUUUUGUUUGAACGCCCAUACAAAUCUAACGAUCAUUACGACCUACGACGUCAUUAAUUCGUAACAUUUUGUAUGGGGCGUUUUCAAGAAAUCCGUGGCAGCGCCGCAAAUCUGACCCUUUAAAUCCCUGAAGCUCCGAAAGUAAUAAUCGCAGAUACCCUUUUCCUUUUACAAAAUUGCUUUACUUUUAGCAUACUCUUAAUUUAUACACAAUUUAAAAAAAACUGUCAUCAUCCCUAUUAAUUUUCACAGAUAUAAACAGCAAAAAUGUUCUCCGUUGCGUGACGUAUUAUAUUGUAAUAGGUACUUACACCUUACACAUGUUCGUAAAAGUACUGGAUCUCUCUAGUCUAGUUUUUUGUUGUGGGAGUAGGUAUUUCAUAAUUGUUUAAUAAUAACUAACAAUUUAAGUCUGAUCCUGUAUUUGUUGACAUAAAAUUAGACGCCAUAGUCGUUUUUAUAGCAUCAUCACUGGCUUAUUUUAUUUUUUAAACAACGAGGCAAUGGUCACUGCCCUUCUGUAAAAAGGGUACUACAAACGUAGAUUAUCAGCUUUACAUUUUAUGAUUUUAUAUAUUUUUGUUCUUAUAAUGAAAAUAUGUAUUUUUAACUGAUUGCAAAAAAAUUUUUUUUAUCAUCACAUUAUUAUACCAAAUUGGUCGCUUGACAUUCAAAACCGCUAUUUUGAAAUUCACUAUUAUUUGUAAUAUUUUUCUUUACACAAUCGUAAUAAAAAAAAAAUUGCUUAUAAAUUUAAAAUAACUAAACCUAAACUCCAAACGAUUUUAUAUCAAUACCUACUAAUCAAUACGUAAUCAGUAUUUUAAAAUAUAACCUAACCUAACCUAAUCAGUAGUUACUUUUAUGAUUUAAAAAAAAUGUGUUCUCUGAUUCCAUUAUUGUGGUUUUUAAUGGCAAACGACAAAUCAUAUUAUUCGAGUAAUAUUUUAGCAGUCGAAGUAUAGUAUGAGAGAACGCACCAAUGCGUUUACAGUUGCCUUCCAUACGUUUCACACGUUAUAAAAAACAACAAACUUAGUCUUCCCCUAUGCUGUUUUCGUGAUACAGGGUAUGAUGACUUUAUGACGUCAUGCCGAAUGACGUCAUAAGGAAGUUGACCCUCGUAUCCUCGAUCCGCUAACCUAUGUUCGACGCAUGUAAACGCAAGUAUAAGGCACUUGCGUUUACUUGACUUGCGUUGUGUUAGACGCAUUCAAUUUGUGUCAACCAAUAACAUUAAUCACAAAACUUGCUCAGAUAGGUCUUAAUUAUGCGAUUAGUUGCAACAAAACGCAGUAAUGACCGCAUGUUGAAUUCGUAUUCGUAAAAUUUAAGUAAUAGCAGACUUUCGUUUUAAAUUCUUCGCAUAAAAGUUAAAGUUUUAAACUUGUAAAAACAUUUUAUUUGUUUUUGUUAAUUUAAUGAUUGUUUAAGUAAAGAUUAAAAGACGUGUGUUUUAUUUCAUUAAUUAAUUUCGGUGUAGCGGUAACUUCGUCCUGUAAGCCAAAUAGUAGUUUAAAGAUAGGAGUCCACAUAUCCGCAUCGUAAGUAUCGGUCGCAUAGCAUUAAAUGGAUUUUUAAUUUUACGGUAUAUUCGGAUCAGUGGACGCACUUGUAUGACUUUCUAUACAAUAAAUACUACGAUCCGUUUGAUGCGAUGCGUCCGAUAAUUUCCAUGCGGAUAUGUAGACGCCUACCAUAAAGGGAUUGAUGUACUUUUUUAUUUAGUUCAGUUUCAGAUACAUUAUGUAUCUAGAGGGUGAGUUUUUGAGAUGGAAAUCGAUCGGUACUAUGGUAUUUGUAUCGAUAUACUCUUAGCGAUUAUUAUAAUCAAUUAAAAAUCAUCAACAAUUUUUGUUAUGCUCAAAUAUCGAAAAUAUUGUAAAGGGAGGGUAGCUCUCAAAAACGCACCCUGUAAACCAAGUUUUAGUUAGCAAUGAUUGUUAAUAUCGGCUAUAUUAUUAAAUGAAUUUUGUUAUAUUAACA
This is a messenger RNA of Bicyclus anynana (squinting bush brown), 7432 nucleotides long. RefSeq names its product regulation of nuclear pre-mRNA domain-containing protein 1B. The record is from RefSeq and is a predicted model, not a curated record. Gene Ontology annotation, molecular function: RNA polymerase II complex binding. The coding region runs from base 98 to 1153 and encodes 351 amino acids. The transcript is spliced from 6 exons. Gene Ontology annotation, biological process: mRNA 3'-end processing. NCBI's taxonomy places the organism in Eukaryota, Metazoa, Arthropoda, Insecta, Lepidoptera, Nymphalidae. Gene Ontology annotation, cellular component: RNA polymerase II, holoenzyme.